AUGAAAGCAAAUGGAAAGUCUGGCAAUAUAAAGGAUCUUGUGCAAAAGGAGAAGUGUUCUGUGUUAGGUUUGCAGGAAACGAAAUGUGAUAGUUUUUUCAGAUGCUUGGUUUGCGUCGAUUUGGGGAAGCAGGAGCUUUGGCUAUGUCUUUGUGAUUCUGGCCGCUCCGGGAGUAUUCUUUUAUCUUGGGACGAUAGUGUUUUCUUUAAAGAGUCAGAAAUUAAGGGGGACCAUUUCUGUGGGGUGGUUGGUUUGUGGCAAAAUGUGAAUAAGAAAGUUGGUAUGAUUAAUGUCUACAAUCCUCAAGCUCAGGUGCAAAAGACAAAAGUCUGGGAGGAUCUUAGCUCGGUGAUUCAGAGUGCCUUGGAUGUUAUAUGGGUAAUAUUGGGGGAUUUCAAUGCGGUUCGCUUUCCUGAAGAAAGAAUGGGAUCUAAUUUUGACUCUAAAGAGGCUUCAGAUUUCAACAAUUUUAUUUCUUCUUCUGGGCUUCUCGAUAUUAAUUUUUGCGGCAGACGCUUCACCAGAUUUAGCAAGGAUGGUUCUAAGAUGAGCAAGCUUGAUCGUUUCCUGGUAACUUCUAACUUUUUCUCUAUUUGGAAGGAUCCUUCAGUGCAGGUUUUACAUAGAUCUAUUUCAGAUCAUUGCCCUAUUCUUUUGAAAGUUAAUGAUUUUUGUAUGGGGCCUAAACCAUUUAGAGGUUUUGACUCAUGGUUGGGUAUUGAUGACUUUCAAAAAACGGUCCUUUCUUCUUGGUCUUCAACCUCUUUCCUUGGGGCUGUUGAUUUUGUGUUAAAGGAGAAGGUUAACGCUCUCAAGAAAGACUUGAGAAUUUGGUCAAAAAAAAAUUUAGCCAAUGAAUCAAAAAGGAAAGAUGAGAUUCUUAAAGCCUUGUUUGAUUGGGAUUCUAAAGCUGAAAAGGGGGGUAUUUUAGCUGUCGACUGCCAAAAAAGAGAUGAAUGGAUUUUUGAACUGAUGCUUUUGGAAAAUCGAGCAAAGUUGGAUAUCCAACAAAAAUCGCGCUCUAAAUGGGCUUUAGAAGGGGAUGAAAAUUCAAAGUUUUUUCAUAAUUUCGUUAACUAUCGUCGGAGAAGGAACAAUAUUAAAGGGAUUAUUUGCAACGGGGUUUGGAACUCGGAUCCUUUGGUUGUCAAAAGUGCUUUCUUAUAG
Molecule: messenger RNA, 1167 nt
Organism: Cynara cardunculus var. scolymus (artichoke)
Lineage: Eukaryota; Viridiplantae; Streptophyta; Magnoliopsida; Asterales; Asteraceae
Exons: 1
Coding region: 1-1167 (388 amino acids)
Molecular function (GO): catalytic activity
Source: RefSeq, a predicted model, not a curated record